Molecule: messenger RNA, 1230 nt
Organism: Rotaria sordida
Lineage: Eukaryota; Metazoa; Rotifera; Eurotatoria; Philodinida; Philodinidae
Source: the annotation of a GenBank genome assembly
AUGCGUUAUCUUACUGAAUAUAAAACACCAAAAUUUGUAUUAAUACACAGCGUACGAUAUGCUGUUUUACUUCGUAUUAUUCAAGUAGUUAUAUUCACAUAUUCUACAUUAUAUUUACUUAUAUACCGAAAAGGUUAUCAAAUACAUGAUACCACAGUGAUAUCAUCAGUCACACUUAAAGCCAAAGGUAUCGGUCAAGUUGGAAUGCCACCAAAUAAGACUAUUAUUAUGGAUGUCGCAGAUUAUGUUAUUCCACCAUCGGAAAACGAUGCUAUAUUCAUCAUGUCCAAUUUUAUUCAAACUAAUCAAAAACAAUCGAUAUGUCCUGAAAGUAUAAGAUUAAAACAAGCAAUAUGUAUAAAUGACGAUAUGUGUUCAAAUCAACCAUUUAUACCGGCCAUGAAUGGACGGUGGACAGGUCGAUGUUUAUUUACACCAGAGAAAAAUAUUGUCAAUCAGACAGGAGCUGCCAUAAAAAGUUCAACGGGUUUAUGUGAAUAUGCAGGUUGGUGUCCACCUGAAGAUGGUGACUCAUCGUCAAUGUAUGUUCAAGGCGUUCCUAAAUUUACAAUAUUUAUAAAAACUUUUAUUGAAUUUCCCUUAUUUGGAAUUAAAACCAAAAACAUGGUUGAUAAUUUGAAGCCAUGCGUUUUUGAUUCAGUUUAUAAUAAAGAUUGUCCAAUAUUUACUAUUGAUUAUAUGUUAAAAGAAGCUGAAUAUGACAUUACUGAACGUGAUUUAAUGUUACGUUAUGGUGGUGUUAUAAAUAUUAAACUUCAUUGGAACUGUAAUUUGGAUCGAAAUGUAAAAUUAUGUAAACCUGAAUACACAUUUACUCGUCUUGAUGUACCAUUUCGUGAAAAACCAUUUUCAGUUGGGUUUAAUUUUCGUUAUACUUCUACUUGGAAACAAAAUGAAGAACAUUUUCGUACAUUAACGAAAGCUUAUGGUCUUCGUUUUAUAAUUACUGUUAGUGGCAACGCUGGAAAAUUUAACUUUAUUACGUUAACUUUAAAUAUUGGUUCAUUAAUUGGAAUAUUUGGUAUAGCGACAUUCGUUUCCGAUGUUAUCGUAUUGUAUAUAUCAAAAAAGGCAGGUGUUUAUCGUAAUUACGUCUUUGAAAAAGUUCACUUGAAACCAAAAUUCGAUGAGGUGAAAGACCAUGUAGAACUUCAGGUUGAAAAAAAUGAGGAUCAAUUGUUAAAUGACGCAUCAAAUAUGAAUACAUAA